This is a messenger RNA of Onychostoma macrolepis, 1267 nucleotides long. RefSeq names its product progesterone receptor membrane component 1 (gene pgrmc1). The record is from RefSeq and is a predicted model, not a curated record. The coding region runs from base 53 to 592 and encodes 179 amino acids. NCBI's taxonomy places the organism in Eukaryota, Metazoa, Chordata, Actinopteri, Cypriniformes, Cyprinidae. The transcript is spliced from 3 exons. Gene Ontology annotation, cellular component: endomembrane system; membrane.
GUGGUCGUCGUUGAGUCUCGAUGUUCUUCUCACGCACAACAUCAGAAGCGAAAUGGCUGAAGAGGAGGUCGAGCAAACUUCUGGAAUUCUUCAGGAAAUUUUCACUUCGCCUCUGAACAUUAGCUUGCUAUGUCUCUGUUUAUUCCUGUUGUACAAAAUCGUCCGCGGAGACAAGCCUGCAGACUUUGGCCCGGUUGAAGAGCCGCUGCCUAAACUAAAGAAAAGAGAUUUCACUUUAGCAGAACUGCAAGAGUACGAUGGACUGAAAAACCCAAGAAUCCUGAUGGCUGUCAAGGGGAAAGUGUUUGAUGUUACAAGAGGAAAGAAGUUCUACGGACCAGAGGGCCCUUAUGGGGUCUUUGCAGGCAGAGAUGCAUCCAGAGGACUGGCCACGUUCUGUUUGGAGAAGGAAGCCUUGAAAGACACUCAUGAUGAUCUUUCUGAUCUCAAUGCUAUGCAGCAAGAGAGCCUGAACGAGUGGGAGACCCAGUUCACACAGAAAUAUGAUUAUGUUGGGAAGCUUCUUAAACCUGGAGAUGAACCAACUGAGUACACAGAUGAUGAGGAAGUCAAGGACAAAAAGAAAGAUUAGGACAUGGAGAUCACAACAAACCUAGCUCUUCCAUUCAUGUUAGUUUUGUUGCAGUCACAUUCGCCGAUAGCUCAUUUUGACUGUUUUGUCUGAACCUCCACAUCAUUUCGUAUACGUCACUGUGACCUUAAUUAGCGCGUCAUGUGUUCAGAAACAGAAUUUCAUAUCACUGUAUUCGUAGACCUAAUGUAGUAUAUGAUAUAUCUACAGCAACUGUGACUCAUAAUAGUGUCAAUUGAAGAAUUCUUGGGUAAAAAUAUUCUUCAGGAAUAUAUAGCUUGCUAUAAAUAUGGGUCACAAUUCUCACUCUUUUUAUUUUGAUUGCUGACUCCAGAUUUUGAUCUAGCCAGAGAACAUUUAAACCAAAUACAUAUAUAAACAUCAAAAUGCACUAGAAUGCUUUUAAAUGAGCAUCGUAGUAAAAGUUGGAGUGGAGAUCUCAUCCAGGGGUGCUUGUUGGUCCGGUUUUCCGAUACAGAUUAAGACAUACUAAAGAAGGUUUCGAGCAAACUUAUCACACACUAGUCUUAACAUCUGCUCAGGAAAUUUGUAGAUUAGAUACACAUUCCAUUCCAUUAUGUUGAGAUUAUAUUUUCAACUUUUGUUACCGAGUAAAGUAUUUGCAAAACACCUUUUCUGUUCAUAAUGUUCAUUAUUAAAGAAUAUGAUUUAUUA